AUGCAGGCGGAGGACAUGGAGGUACCUAUCAUUAAUAACCUUAUCGAUAACGGCGACAGGCAGAAGCCGAAAGGGAAAGAUGUGUUCAAGGAUCAGCAGAAGGAGUCGGAGGUAAAUCGCAGCGGUGUUCAGUGUACAGUCUGCUGCUGAGGCUUUAUGGUGUAGGGGCGCGCUGGGUGUGUGUGUAUGUAUGUGUGUAUUGUUGCUGGGGAGCUUUCGGACCAGCUGAAUGUCCUCUCCAUGCAUUGAGUCGCUGUCUUGACUCGAGAGCAUACAUGCAUGCAGACAGGCAGGCAGACGGUGAGGUGUUAUUUUGGCAACCGGCUCCUAUAAAUAACCCAGCAGUAAUCCUACAGCGGUGCUCAACGUGCUGAAGGCAGGUGGGGAAAUGUGACUGCUGCUGCUGACAGGACCACACCACCUCUGUAACACACACACAUAUAUGUGUAAAGAAUAAUCAUGGCUCACUGACGGUAAGGGGUUUCACUACUCUGAGGGUAUCCAGCCCUUACUGUGCGAUAUCCCAGCCCCCUUUUGGUUGACUUUGGUUUGUGUCCUUGAAAUAACUGGCAUGUUUCCUCAAAUCAAACCAGUCAAACAGCCUUGAAUGGUGGAGUCAUCCAAUCAUUUGCGAGUAAGAGCAACAAAAUGUCAAGAGUUGUCAUUUUGUUAUCAUAGUAAUUUGGUUUAAUGGACUGACAGAGGCCUCUCAGUACUAUGGACAUAGUUUUUUCAGCUUCAAGCAUGCUGUGAAUUUAAUCUACAAUACACUCAAACACCAAGUAUUGUGGCUUUACACCUAGAUUAUUUUGGCAUUAUUUGCAAAUUUCUUAAGCACCGGUGCCAAUUUGGUGUUUGGGAAAAAGCUUGAAAAUCUUUAGAAGAAGAACCUUGUUGCCUGUAACAUACCUGAAUAAGUGAAAUUAUUCAUUUGUUCAAACCGGCUACCCAAGCCCCCCAAAAAAAAUAUCACAACAUGAAGAAAAGCAGUAAAUCGGCACAGUUGUCAACAGGGAAUCAGGAUUAGUUUGACAUUUCUGCCCAAAAUCUUGAUUGGAAAGAGUUCAAGGUUACCAAAGCAGUGGCUGAUUUAUUGUCUAUUUAUCAAUGUUGAUUAAUGAUUCAGUUAUUUGUCAGUAAAUGGUCAAGGUUUUCUUUUAAUGGUAGUUUUUGACUUAUAUCCUCUGAUACAGAUCUAUGCACUUCCUAUUGCAAGAACUCAGAGCUUGCUUACAAACAGAUUUUACAUAAUCCACCCUCUGAAGUGUGGACCAGUGAGUUUUUUUUUCUACACAGCAGCGGUCCUUUCAGUCAGAUGGCUCUCCUCGUACAGCCGUGCAGCUUUAAUUCAUCCACUCAUGAAAAAAAUGAGAGGAAGAUGUGUUUUCAUUCCUGGGUUGCUCGGCUUCAGAGUUAGGUGGUCUAAGCUGUCAUCCAGGCACAAAUCCAGUCAAUAACAUGUGAGGGUUUGGUAUGAACACGUUGAAUGGCCUCAGAGUAAUUGGAGCAUAUUCAUUCUCACGCCCUUUGAUUCUGGGACGAGGGGUCGUUGAUGGUCUUGGGGGUGGGGGUGUGACUGAGGGAGACAUUGAAAGCACUUAACAUCAGAGACGUGUUUAUGUUGACGCCCCCCAGCCUCUGCACUAGCACCAGGCUAGUCUGUCUGCUUAGUUAACCUCAUAUGUGAGUCAGCCAUGAACAUAAAUUGCCGUUUGUGUUGCGGCCAUCUCUUGUCUAUGUGGCAUAUGUCGGUUGGAGUGGGGGUGGCCUGCCUUGACUUAGUGCCCGGUGUUUGCACACUGAGGAAAGCUGUGCCAGUGUGGAGCGAGGACGGCUCUCGUUAUCAGCUGGCAGCAGGGAGAGGGGGGGGAGACCGGAGGGAGGGCGGUGAGGGUGGCAGGACUGGGUGAGAAAAUGAUGGAGAGGGAGCAGGAGAGGCAGAGAGUGAGACGGGCAAAGGCAGGAGAGAGUGUGCUUUAGCUGACAGGAAUUUAAGAAACAUGACAGUGUGUGAUGUAAAGAGCUGUCACUUCAGUCUCAGUGACAAGUUGCACCCCCGCUUUGACAGUAGGCUCCUCACCAGAUGGAUAGAGCAUCAAUUAAGGCUCAUUCAUUUGCAGCAGCUUUUAUAACAGUCUGAUUAAUCACUUUAAAACCAUGUAAACCAUUGCAGAGAUAUUCAUUAGUUUUAGCCCUGUUCUCCAGUGUGUUUUCUAACUUUUAUAUCAUUACUUCUUAUUUAUUAAUGAUUAGUCAAUAUGUAAGUUAAUGGAAAACAUAGAUUUGACUGCUGUGGACAGUAAACAUCCUAUCAGUUGGUCUCAGACAAAACAGAUAUGACAUUUUCUGAACUGUAGGGAUCAGAUAUAUUUUUCAGUUAGAUUUUUUUUUACUUUUGGUUCGAUUUAUUUUGGAUCCACCAUUAGUUACAACAAUAUAUGUAGUAAUUAUUCUUCCUGGGGUCCUUUUAAAUAGUCACACGUGUAAUGUCUUUGGGUUCUGAUGUGUUUGUAGUUUAAAGUGACUCCAGAUUUGGAGCUAUUACCUUAUCACCUUUGACACUUACUUACGACCAGUCAACCAAUCCUAAAGCAGGAAUUAUGGCUGAUCAACAAAAUAGUAUUAGCUCAAAUCGUCAUUGUUACGCAACUUGGCAAUAUUUAAUUUUAAAGUUAAAAAAAGGACUCUUUAAGGAUUUUAGCUUUAGUUAGAAAAGCUCAAAAUUAGUCCCAAAAAUCCCUCUGUAGUUUUUAACUAAAAUGACUAAUAUGGUGAUAAUUACUUUAAGGAAAUGAUAUAGAAAUGAUCAUAAAUGUUCACCCCGCUGUAGUCCGUAAUGGACUGGCCCGAGGUCUCGCUACAAACAAGUGGCUGCUGGAAGAGAGUAGGUGAAUUGUGUUUAGUCUCUUUCUCUCAAAGAAAUCAGGCAAAGUUAAAAAGAUGUUUGGUGCCUAGAACUAUGGCUGGGACCCUAUAGGUACUGUUGAUGCAGUUAGGUGCUGUUCUGAGCAUUAUUUGUGGCUAUAGAGUGGCGUUUUAGUUGAGGUUUGUGAUGGCUUCCCAGACCGUUGUGUAUUGCUGUCCUGCAGUCAUUACUCAAGUUGGUAAAACUAGACAAACAAGCAGUCUGCAACAUUCAUCUCUCGAUGGUUUCCCUGCCAUGGUGGUGGCCAUCUUGUACCAGAAUGUUUCUAUAUUAGCACAUAAUGGACCGAUAGGUAAGAGCCGUCCUUUUUUUCGAAGAGGAAAGGAUUGGUUAUUGGUUUGUAUUGAUUGAAGUUGUAGUAAAAAGUAACUGGGUAAAAUCUUGUAAAUCAUUGUGCAUCACAGUAGCUUCUUGUCCUCAAGGGCCACCGUCACUUCUGACAUUUCCCUAAUGUGAGGGGUGAGCAAGAGAGCAUUUCAGUCCGGAAUUCUACUGCUAGAUCUCACUUAAUUUGUCUGUUCAUACACACUGUACCUGUAAGUGGCAAGAAUCCUUUUUUCAUCAUUUCCCACUGUGCAGUCUUCAACAAGCCCUCGUCAGAAGGACCCUUUCAACGUAACCAAAGUAUAAGCACAUAGAAAGCACAUUCAGCCAUCAGCCCACCUGUUCUCUCUUUAUGGGUAUUAACAUUGGUCAUUGAAAAACCUCAAUAGGUCAACCACAAAUAAGCAUGUAUUCACCUUACAUUUUGUUUAAACAUACUGUAUUUUGAAAAUGAGAUUCAAAGUUAACACCGGAGCAUAGCAGUUACUAGCUGUGAUUCAAGUGUUCACUCUAAUGGCCUGCUUGUAUCAAGUAAAUAAUGAUAUGCAUUUUAAUGACACGGCUAAGUGUUAACCCCGUGACUGAACAAACUGAAGUGUCUGACAGUAGGAUGGAUGGGAAAGGGCUGCACAGUGGCAGCAGUGGAGGAUGAAUGUUGGUGUUGGAAGAGCCGCUUGCAGCACAGAUGAUAAAACACAGCAGCCUGUGAUAGCUACCAUGUAUCUGGAGUUCUUCCUUUCAGGAAGGCACAGUGGAGGAAGUCUUGUUGAGCCUGCUGUAAAAAUCCCACAGUGCUGACUUUGAUUUGGCAUUGACUAUAUUUUACCAGGUUUUCAACAAGCUUUCUACUGAAUGAAUUACAUUUUUUACAAGGAAUACACACAUAAUCUAUGGUAUUAUCAAUAAUUUUACAGUUAUUAUUACUGAGAGUAGGGCCACUAAUUAGCUCCUUACAGUUGGAUCAAUAUACAGUAUUGCAGUUAUUUUCACACUGUAAACAUGCUUUUACUAAAAGAUCCUCCAAUACUCUCAUUUCCUCAGUGAACAGUAUGAUAGAAAUGCCUCUGAAGUUGAGUCCAUGAUGAUUCUCUCAGCACCACCUGGUUGCAAAGACCCACUCGCUUCUGUCACGCCCACACUUGAAUGAAGUUUUGUUGAAUCUGAUGUGAUUCUCAUUUCCUGGUUUACGUGCAGUGAUGACAUCAAAUCACAUUUCUUUGCUUGAUGUCAUACACAAACACUCUGCUGACGUCUUGUAUAUUUCAGUCCGCGCUCUCUUGGCUGCAGCAGGUAUUUAUAGCAGAUAGUAACAUGACAGCACAGAGUUGUUUAACCAGGAUAGCUGACUCAGAGCACAUCCUUAUUUACAGCCCUGGCCCCGGGACAGCUUUCACAGGGUUAAACAUGUUUAAGACUCAGAGCUCUGAGAGCUGCCUUGGGGUCCUCUUUUUAAUUCUCAUUAACUUCAAAUGUGAAACUUUAAUCAUCCCUGUGGGCGAAUUUCAUCAGCUCACAGCCCCCAACCUACAAGAUGAAGAUAAAACUGAAAGUCUUCUAUAGUCACAAUGCUAAUUCUGUAGCCACUGCAAAGCUUUAUUUGCCCCAGGUAUGGAUAAUAAACAGGUUAAACUCCAAAUCCUGGUGUUAUGAACCCCCUCUUUCUGCUGUUGCAUACUGAAUCAUGAAGUUGUUAUUGUAGCUCAUUCAUUGCCUCUGUUCUGCCUAUGUCAUAGCACUAAGAUUAUGAGUCAGCAUGACUGCAGUGAUUGAGCAAAAAGCUAAUACAGGCAUGUCCCUAAUAACGACACUUACAUGGUAACAUUCAGACAAUCUUCGCCUCCUUUUUUAGGAUGUAGGGGAGACCGGGGCUUGUUGUCACAUGGGUAAGUUGUCACAUUGCAAUUAUCUCUGCCACAAGAGGGCGCAACUAAAAAGUGGAAUACUAGUUUUAUUCCUUACAUGGUCAGGGGUCAUGUCCUGUCUGAGAAGAAAAGAGCACAUUGAGAUGAUCGCCAAUGAACCAUUUUGCACAACCCAAAGUUUAAAACAAACAAAAAACAACUUAGUAUAUUUUAAAAUAAGCUUCUUCCAGAUAAAAAAUCUGAGCAGUGAUACAUGUGGACUUGUUAGAGGAGAGGUUAAGGCAUCCUGUCAUACCUCAGUCAUUGUUCUGUUUUAAACUAACUUUAAAUCAGAGCUAUAAUUAGCAAACAUGGUAGUUUGGGGCAACAUGUCUCAGUCAUUUUUGGGGUUCGUUGUCACAUGUUUAAAAGGGAUUAAAAUUAACAUCGAGAGUCUGCUUAUCAGCAGUCGUCAUAUUACUACUCUGUAAUUGGCUGAAGAAAUAUUGUCUGGUUGUUUCCAAGCAGGGACAUUGAUAAACUGAAUCAUAAACCAAGUAGAAAGUUUAUACCUGAUGGUGGCCCCAGAUGAAGAGGAACCACUAAAGUAAUGAUUCAACCUGUAGGAAACAUCCAUUACCAAGGUUUAUUUUAUGACAGUAGUGAAGACCAUGAAUUCAUGCUGAUUUAUGGGUAAGUAAUUUAUUAGAUAUUUGUUGUUUGUUGUUGUCAGUAAAAGUGCACUGUAUUUAAAACUUUUCAGCACCUAACUUUGACACCACAAAGCAUGUUUUUUUUAUUUAGAACCAUUUGCAGACAUGUUAAGCUGUAACUUGUUUUUGAAAAGUGCUUUGUAAAUAAAACAAUUAUCAUGAGUAUUUUCCAUAGACUGUAUAUAAGAUGGACAGAGUCUGCCUCCUCGCUGGGUGAAGCCACUCCGAGAACAGCACCCUCUGAUGGUGGGCUGCAGUACAGAUCAUAAAUCCCGCCUCCGCCAGCAACGCUUAUGGGACUGUGGACAAACUUUAGAAAUUUAUUACACAGAACAUAAAUUUUUCUCCCCCCUGCUUGUGAUGUUGACAUGUAGUUAUUGUAAGACUGGUUUGUGCCCAAGUCCUUUUUUCUCUGUACAGCUCCGUUUUUAAAAGUUAUUAGGCGGUUCAUGUUUUCUAUGAUUGACACCUGAUACAGCCUAUGGGCGUUCAGGGAUUGCGUAGCUCUUCCGGGGGGAUACGCUGUUUGAGCCGAGCGUCAUCACAGGGACUCUCGGCGACUGCACGGCAAAAUGCGCACAACGCUACUACACAGCUCUGGUUUCAAGGAAGUGGAGAAAAACCCGGAAUUACCGAGAGCUUUUUGGCUUCAAAUCCGUAUACAGGCGGAAGGUGGAACCACGUUGUCCAUCUUAUAUACAGUCUAUGGUAUUUUCCCUCUGAGCAGUAGACGGCUAUUAGACAUCUAGUUUUUUUUAGACCUAAUUUCAACUGUCUAGAUUCUAUAUAUUUUUAGACAGAAUGUAGACAUUGCACUGUAACUCAUUAUUCGAUAACUAUUUAUUUCAAAAAGCAACUGUGAGUUGCAUAACUGAUCUCCAAGUACUUAACCAAAAUAAUUAUGAUCGCCGUUGAGCAAUAUACAGUGUAGUAUAGAUAUAGCCCAGAUUUAGAUUUGGUCUAAACUUGGUCUAAAUUUAGACGUCUAAAAAACUUUCAUUUUUAGACCUGUGGUAGCCUGAUUUUGGACCAGUCGUCUAGGCUACAUUAAGACGUCUGUUACGUCUCUUUUAGACCAAAAUAUUCUCAGUGGGAUAGCACAUGCAUGUUCCUUUGCCUGCAGCACUCUGAUCUCAAAAAGGACUGAGCUUCAAGGGACUCUGUCUGGUUAAUAGACCUACGUACUGACAAGUACAGCAUCCAUCCCUCCCUUCAAAAAAAGCAAACUAUCACCAUCAUGUAUUAAUCAGUUCCAUAAGCUGAAGAGUAAAUGUAGGCUGUUUAUUUCAUUUGUAAAAAUAUGUUAUUUAGACUUUUUGCCAACCCUUUUGGUUUGCUGUUGUGAAAGGAUCUCUUUUAUUUUUUUAUGACUUUAUUUUAGAAGUUUUACAUUUUUGUAACACAUAGACAUGAACAUACACAUACAAACUAACUAACUUAUUACAAGCACAACUAUACAGUAGCCCCUCACCUACCCACCCCUUUUGACCAAGUGCACACUUUUGACAGCGAUAUAAUCUGUCAGAUUUAGACUACUGUGUUACCAUCAGGCUAAAAAACAUUCAUAUUUUGUGAAUGCUGCACAAAGAAAAGCUGGAUCAUAAAUAUGCAUUAAAUCGCUCGUAGAAUGUGGGUGUGUCUCAUAGCACCUUAAAUUGUGCAGUCUUCCUUAUGUGCAUGUGCUAAUCACAAGACGAGGCUAUAGCCAGAGCCAGGAGAGACCCUUGACUGGAUACAGAGGUUAAUCUGCUCUUAAACAGGGUCUAUGUCAAGACCUGCGACCUCCUUUCCCUCUCUUCAUCCUCACUGCAGUUUAAUCUCAACCUGAGCACCUGAAUGGGCCACUUUGUUACAGACUAUCCCGAGGCUAUUCACUCAGCUUUCAAACAGUAGCUGUGCACAGUGAGCGUGUGUGAUUGUGAGAGGAUGCUCUAGAGGGUCUGAGAGUAAAAAUGUAAAGACUGAUCCUGCUGCCUAGAGAUUCAGCAGCCAAUCAUACGCAGAAAAAACAUGAUGUGGGAAAACUGUGAACGAGCUGAAGCGUGUGUGGGUGGGUGGUGUGUGGAGCUGAAGUGUGUACGUUUGUGACCACACAUGAGUACACAGAAGUGGUAGGUGUAAAAUGUGAGUAGCCGACAGUAUGUUUGAAUAUCUGUUUGUAUAUGGGUGAAAGGACAGCUGUGAUAUGCUUAUUAGUUGAGUGCUUCACUAUAGUGAAGAUACUAUAAAGGUUUUUACUUAUCUUUACAGAGCUCCAUGGAGUCUCCAAACCUGGAGUUUGAGUAUGGGGACACAGACACGCUGACUGCAGAGCUUUCAGGUAAGACUGAUUAUGUAGUAAAACUGUGGGACAUGUCAUCAAAAUAACCAAAUUAACCUUUGCAGUCGGAUUAAUCAUGUUACCGUCUUUUUUAAUGGUACCAGCACUUCAUGGCUGUCUACAUGAUCUCACUUUAAAUCUGGUUUAUCGUGUCUUUGUGCCUACGAAAGGCCUGGUUUGCUGCUUGAAUCUGUCCUCCUUACACUUUCAGUGGCCUUCAUCCUCUUUCCAUGGCAGACUGUGUCAGACUCGCUGCUUUGUGCUCAAGUUAUGUCUAGUUCUUAUGUAUGACACAGGAUUUUAGAGUUCCUACAGGAAAACCAAUGUCUCUGCUCAGUGUUCAGCACACAGUGUGCUCAUGAUGGAGGAGGAAAAACUUAUCUGGAUUCCUCAGGUUCUCUUUUUCAGUGUUUUUCAUAAAAUCACCAUAAUAAGCAAAGAACCAAAUCCUCCAGUCCAGUCCUGACAUGUUGUUCAAACGUAGAGUGUAUUGUGUGACUCGUGUUGUGAGUAAUUUUUAACACAAAGAUUAUACAUUCAAAGCUGCUAGCGUCUGUGUAUUUGGUUAUAGCUCAUGUGUAAGCAGAAGUUUAGUUUAUGAAUGAAUGACAGAAGAAAUUAAUCAUGAUAAAUGUCAUAAAUUGAUAAACAAAAAGAUGGUUCCUCUCCAUGAAUUCGUUUGUCCCUGAGCUAGGUGACGUUCAAGAAAAAAAAAACUGAGUAACAGCAGUGAUUUUAAGUCAUAGUGAGCGUUCUCCUGCUAGAUUACAAACAGCAGCCGAUUUGCCAAGAGUGUUAGUCACAUCGAAGCGAGGAGACAAAAACAGAGAGACAGUCGCAGAGGCUUUCAGUUCCUCAGGGUUUGAGGAGUGACAACUGUUCUCAGGAACAGAAAGAGAUUCAUGGGAGCGUGAGGGAUCACUGAUGUGUGGAUGAAACAGUUCAAAUCACCACUGAUGAGACAGGAGCUCAAAUCUGUCUGCUCUGCUUAGGAAACAGUCGUUUACCUGCUGGACUUCAGGUGUCUGAAUUUAUUCUGUUUAUUUUAAACCAUGUACUGUAUUAUGUUGUUCUCUUGUUAUUCCAUUCUAUUGUAUGCUAACCAUCUAACACUACAUUAGCUGAGAUAUUAUACUCUCACUGUUAUCAACCCAUAACUUUACACUGUAGUGGGUACUGCUCCUGGAUUCAUCUUUUGGUUGUAUUAUGUUCUGCCUUUGAAACAUGACAAAACCUUGAACAAAUAUCCAAAAAUGGGGAGCGAUCAAAUAAAGAAUAAUGAUUUUUUUUUUUCCCUGAAAGGUGUUUUUUAUGAUUAGAAUUAUCAGAAUAUAUGCUGAGUUACAGUCUAUUGUGAUAGUUAAACUCAAAUUUUUGUCACUGUUUUGUGUCCACAGAGCUCUACAGUUACACAGAGGAGCCAGAGUUCGCCCUGAACAGAGACUACUUUGAAGAGGACUUCAGGAGCCAUGGUACUGUUGGUUUUGUGUAUUUGUGUAUGUGUGUAUGAGAAAGAGAGGGAUAGUACUAUAAGGGUAUUAAAUGUAUUUUGAUUGGGUUUUUCCACAUGAGGAUGCAUGCAGGGUUGUUGCUCCCACAGUCAGUGGUGCUCAGAUGAGGUGAUGUGUCUGGUGUGUUUAAAACAGAAAAAAAGAGGUCAGAGAUAGUCACCCUCUACCAGGACCCUGCUUUACUUGGCCGUACCAAACACUAGAGGUCUACAGUAGACUGGAGCUGCAGUUUUUUGUUGCUGCUGUGUAUCACUAAGACCUUGAUGGGUCCUCCAACUGUGAGGCUGCUGUUGAUUGACAGAACAGUACUGAGUCCUUUUGUACAGCUCUGAAAGUCCCCGUCGGCUCCAGCUAAGUGCUUGAUAACAGGCUGUGCACAGGCACCGGGCUGAAGGUUAACUGAACAGAAGGUUUCUUAUGGAACAGAGUGAAUGCUCCAGACAAAAUGUAUUUCAAAGGAAACUGCAGGGCAAUGAUAGAUAUAUAAUGUAAAGGUGUUUUUAUGUUGUAUUAGCUAGUGUUAGAGAGCAAUAUUUACCCAUCAAGAACUCUUGAGCCAAUAUGGAGCCACAAUGUUAUGGCUCGCCUUUCAAUCCUCUCUGGGGCUUCUAUCUGGAGCCAUGAUGCUUUCUGUCAGAGUAAACAAGAACCCAUCAGGGGAUUCUUUAAAGAAAUGUUUUUAUAAUACAAGAAUCUCAUCUUAAACCCAACCUUUAUCCUGAAUUUAGCCCGUAAUAGUAUCCUUCAACAAAAACUUGCAGCUAACUGCAGCAAAUCACAAGUGAAAGUAAAAGAAAAUACAAUUAAAACGCAGAUUAAAACUAAAAUAUAUGAGGAAAAUCGACUUUUCAGCAAUCCUUGAGAAACCCAUUCUUCUGAAAAAGGAUGAACCCUUUUCUUCAAGUGAAAAAAGUUCUCAAUGGAAAGUACUCUUCAACAAUGUUCCUGAGCAGGGACCAGGACUCUUCAGAAGGAACCCUUUAGGGACCCUUAUCUCAGAGAGUGUAGCAGUAGAUGGCUUUGACGCAGAACAAACAGUUUUUGUGGAGCAAGCCUGUAAUCUGCAUCUGCUUGGAGAGAUUUCAACUGGGAAACGUCUUCACUGUCUGGUUCUCAUAUGUGAACACUUUGUUAUUUUUGAAAUGCAGAAACACGAGGAGGAGGUUUUCUGUUCUUCUUUCGAAAGCUGGGUUCAAGCAGUGGUCAAUAGGGAUUUGUAACACAGACAAAGAUCUGUGCAGUUCGGUUGGGGUUAAUCCGAUCUGAACUUAGAGUGCAUUCAGAUCUGCAGCAACACACCUUACACACAAGUUGCACACUUGCUGAGUUAGGUACUUUAAAUUCCAAAAGGAUGAUCACUGUCAUAUUGUUUUCAAGUAUUACAUUGUUGUAAUUUUCCUAAAUGUUACAUUCCAGUGGUAAUCACAAACCCACUCUACCUCCUGAGCCUUUGGGGUGUUUUUCUUCACCUCAUACUAAAACCUUUAAGAAGGAUGUGUUAAACACAGCUCACAUAUGAGCUGCAACACAAAGGAGGGAUGUAUUCAAUGUGCACCUGUUUGAGGAGAGGGUGAAUGGGAACAUCAAAGCUCUGCUCUUUCAAGAAUGAGAAUCCCUACAGGUACAGAAGGAAGGGCCAGCCUUAACCACGUGAUUAACAAAACAGCCUCUCAACAUAAAUUAUAGUCUGAUUAAGUAGAGAUCCUGCAGAAAUACAUGGUUUCUUUACCUGAUAGCAUCUAGUUUAGUGUUCAGUAGGUUUUUGCUCAUGAAUAUUUUCUGACUCCAUUUAAAUUAUUCCAAACUUCUGCCAAUUAAAACACCAGUUGGGUUUAAUUUUUACGAUUUUGUGCAUCAGGUUGCAGCAGAGGUGGUUUGUUUUGAUGACUGUAUAAAACGGUGUAAAAUCUUGCAGAGAAUGAAUUAAAAAACACGAAGGUCUAAAGUCAUUGUAGUACGCAUUACAAUCAAUAGCAGCUCUUUCCAUUUGCUCCACAGCCAUACCAGCUUCAUCCUCUUCAUCUGUCACCUUCUCUCCAAGCCGAGUGGUAAUGAAUAGCAGGAUUAGAUGAGAGCCUCUCUGGCUGCUGUUUUAAAGAGAUAGAGGACAGAGCUGCCUCUUUACAUCACAGCCUUUUCAUUAGUGUGUGUUUGUCUGUGUGUGUGUGUGUCUGCUGCUGUCAGAUGAUGGUUUCCCUCUUUGAAAUAUGUGCUUCACAUGUGUGUAUGUGUGUGUCAAAGCUUCUGACAUUUUGCUUAUUAUUUUUUUUUUCAGCCAUUACACUUUAAUCUCCCAACUGUCUCACUGUGAUUAUGACAAAGUGUCUAAUUUAAGCUCCUCACAGAAAAAAGUAGGCUUUUUGGAGCUGUAAUUACAAAGCGUUUUUUUCUGCCUGCUGUAAGUAGACAGUGCUAGUUAGACAGUCUUCAGUCUGGGCCUCAGUGAUCAUGAUGAUUUUCUGCAGCUUAAUGCCUAUUACUGUCUUUGUGAUAGAGGACUUACACAUGAGAAAAACCACCAGGCAUGUGGAUCUUUUACUGCUGUACUUUCUAGGUCCACUUUGUGUAAAGCGUACAGCUUGUUUCCUCUUUUUGUACGUGCUGUAGCCCCCAUAGUUUGGUUUAUCAUUAUGGUGCCCCCGGCUCUGCUAAUUACCGUAUGCUUCAGCGCUCUGUUGCUCUUAGCUAAUUUUAGAGCUGAUGCAGUGGACUUCAACAUAAAGCAAAAAGGUACCAGUUACUCUCUAUAGGACCUCUCUGCGUAUGUAAGCAUCUGCAGUAUUUCACAUGUGAGGCAUGAAGAGAAGUGCAAAUGCUCUAAAAAGGCAGGUUGUCCCCUAUGAUCAUUUGAAUCCUCAUGAAGUAAUCUGAAAGCUGCAUGGAUAUGUAGGCUAACCACUUGGAAAAGAAGACUGAAAUAUCAGGAGAGAAAUCACUUCAUUGUUUCAAAGUAACACAACAUGUGAUGCAACAGUUCCUGUACCACAAUAGCUACUGUAAGCAUCAGUUUCUCACAUAUUGUGUUGUUUAACACCAGGAAGGAAGCUAGGUCGUUUUUAACAGCUAACGUUAGCAUUAGCUAAUGCUUAUUAAAGAAAAUAAAUGUUUGUCUUGAGGUGUUGCUUUUUUUGUAUCCCUCCCUGAGUUUGAACUUCCUGCCAUUGUCAGACAACUAUAUCAUGAUCAAUGAGUCAGUACAGGACCUUUACAGAAAGACUUAUGGUAACUACAAUUGGCUUCAGAAAUGUGUUAGCUUGUGCUUUAGCCUGCAAGGUAUGCUAAUGCUAGAAAAUGAAAGCAAGUGAAGAGUCAGGAAAAGUCUGGUAAACAAUUUACAAAACGAGGCAUUAUCCUUAGAUAAGUGGAGUAACCUAGAUUUAGCUUAACGUUUACCCCAUUUUCUAAUCUUUUUGGCAAAUAUAGUUGUGUUAUACACAACAGAGGUCCAAGCUGUGCUUGAAAAAGACUUACAACCACUUUUGCUUUUGUGGCUAACAUAAAGAGAAAUAGCAACUUAUAAAAACAUGUCAGUUUCUUGGUCUGGUGUGAACUGCUUUUUGUUGCCUAAGUUUGUAAAUAUUAGUUAUAAUGUUAGCUUAAGAUGUAGAUUCAUUAAUGACUUUGUAACUCUAUAUAUCUAUACUAAGUAUUUCCCCAUUUCUGCUGCUGUGCUGUUGCUUUAAGAUCCACUCCAUAAAGUGAACCAUCUAGCCCAACUUCCCUGUCUGUCUUUGGUAAACACUAUACCAUGCAGACACGUAUUCUUGUGGUUUUCUCUGACUAUUCUAAAGCGAAGGGAAAGUAUACUUUAAAACUGUGUUUCCUAAAAUAACCUGGCACACUGUGUUAUGUCCUCUCUGCAGCUCGAGGCAGGAGGUGGAUUGAGCUGACAGUGGAGGAGCAGAGGGCGUAUGUGAUGAGGUUGCUGGAUGCGUUGGAGGUGACGGACAGAGACAAGAGGCUAAAGGUGGCCAGAGCCAUCCUCUACCUGGCUCAGGGUGCGUAGGCAAAGGAUAUAUCGACCAGCUAAAUGCUUUUUACACAGCAGAAUUUGUACUGUUACAGUAAAGGAAGCACAGGCGCUCUGUCUUUUACACUUUUUAACAAACCAUCACAGUUUCUAAUUGACACAUUUUAUGAUGAAUGCACUUUUAUUGAUGUUACAGCUAUUACAGAGAAUAAAGAUAAAUUGAACUGUUUAAAAGGUAUAAAAUGUAUGUUUUUAUUGUGUAUUCUUCCUACAGGUGUGUUUGAUGAGUGUGAUACAGAGGUGGAUGUGCUCCACUGGUCCAGGCACAAUGUCUUUCUGCUCUACGACAUGGGUAUCUUCACAGCACUGCUGGAGCUGCUCACCAUGGAAAUAGAGUAAGGAGGAAAUACUGACUAAGUUUCAGUUAUUAAAAGCAUUACUGCCUGAACUGAUGGAAAAAAGCGAAUGAAUCAUCAGUUAGGAUGAUAUUAGCUAGGGUGACCAUACGUCCUCUUUUACCUAGACAAGUCCUCUUUUACCUAGACAAGUCCUCUUUUUUAGGGGCUGUCCUGGUUUGUCCGACUUUGUCCAAGGAAGUUUAUAAAAUCCUUCAAAUGUCUGCGGUUUUGUAAAUAAGUUCCGAGUUUGUGUCAUGUGGACUUGCUGAGUUAGGAGCGUGUAAAAGACACUUGAGCUGACCCAAAAAACUCUCAAAAUUAACUUUGUGCGACUUCAUGACACUGCCCCCACGAAGUCGUGUCCUCUUUUUGGAAAGUCAGAAUAUGGUCACCCUAUAUUAGCAGGUGGUAAAGAGAGUCUAAAGCUUGUCUCACUUGUCUUUUAAUGAUAAUUCUAUUAAUUUUAAAAUGGUCCAUUCAAUCAGCUAAAAGUAGUAGUCUCUCAUCUUCUACAGCAGAUGUAUUGUUGUUAGCCUAUCAGACAUGGAGUUUUAACCAAUCAGUCAAGUAUUUAACCCGGCCAAAGGGAAUCAAAAACUACCCCUUCAAACUACAUGCCGACUGUGUCACUCUUGACAUGGUUACUGAAUUUUUGUUCACCUUCUGUUAACAAUUGAGUGUAAAAGAAAUGUACAAAACCCAUGAAAUAGAGAAGAAAAAAGCUUCUCUGUAUGCAGAGAGGUUCUCAGCAGCUCUUUAUAUAAUUUAAAGAUGCAUCUUCUCCUCAAACGAGGGCCUGCAGCAGCUCAGAAAGGGAGGGGGCUGCAGAGAGAAAAAGGCAGUCAUGACAUGGAAAUUUGAAAUAGUCUCAUCUGCAGAAGGGUUUUACUGUAGGGUUGUUGUGUUGCUAAAAGGUCAUGUGUCAAAGCCCUGUGAAAGCCAAAUUUGGCCUAUGCUUAAAAGAUUAAAUUUUCAACUGUGAUCUCUCAGUUUUGAAGCACUGGCCCUUAAACACAUCCACUUAGUCCUUCCAGAAACCUCUAUGCUGUGAGAGGCGCUCCCAUGAGUGUGAGGAGGUCUGCAUGAGAUAAACACAGAGAGCAACAGAGAAACGCAGGAGAACAAAAACCACUAUUUGUGAUCUGCACUUCAAAACCUCCACGGAGGAUACGGUGGAGCAGCAGAUCCUUCAAGUCAUUUAUUUUGCUGCCGGUGCCAGCCUGAGUUGGGAUCCAGCGCUUCUUUGUUGUUAUGUAAGCUGCUCUGAGGCAUGAUGGCACAGUCUGCCCUAUCACCAUGCUGCACGGCAAAGCAGUGUAAACAAGCUAUCACACAAACACACACACAUGGUGCUUUGCAGGUUAUCUGAAAGCAUUAAAAAUGUACUCUAGUAGGAAAGAGACAGUUGUGUUUGUCUUUGUUGUUGAAUAUUUGAUUGCUUGUGUGUGUGCAGGCUGGCUCUUCAAAUGAGAGAAGGUCAUGAUUUACUUUCAUUUUUGCGUUUGCAGUAACAGCCAGGCAUGCAGCAGUGCAGUGAGGAAGCCUGCCAUCUCUCUAGCAGACAGCACAGAGCUCAGGUAAGCAAAAUAACACCUUCAUCGACAUCCUUUCCAUUCACAAACAGAAGGUUACUUCCUUAUUCCUCAGUGUGCUCUUUUCUCCAAUGUUUAUAAUUUUCUAGUUUCCAUUUACUGUCACGGAUCAUUUAUGUUCCACUCAGUUUCAUUCAUUGCCAGUGAAGCUGAAUGACAUUCAUUUUUAACAACACCCUUCUGCACACACAUACACACACCCAAACCUUCACACACGUACACAGAAAGGCUCAUUUGGGUGCCCCUGAAUGUCGCUAAUAAAUAAUUACAGCCCAGAGGAGUGUAUUUGUACCUAACUGCUGCCACUAAAUUGAAAGCCUCUGUAGUAAUUUUGAACAAAAGGAGAGUCUUUGUUGGGUGAAUAAAGCAGCUAAUGAAAAGACGACUAACCGAAUUACAUUGAUUAAAUAUGAAUGUCUGAUGCAUUACCCUGACGGUUCAAAAAAAUCACUUCUUCUCAUACUUGCACAUGCACACACUAAUUGCAUAAAAACAUUCCCUGCUUCUUGCACUUAUGUUUAAUUGUUGCUCAUCAUUUUCUCUGUCAUGUUAUUGUGUCUACCUUUUAGGCCUGUUAUUAGUCUUUAAAGCACCAAUUACAAACAAUUAUAAAGGAUUCCUUCGUUCUUACAAUGAAGCUAAGUCGUGCGUGUAUGGUUUUCUUGCAGAGUACUACUGAGCAUCAUGUACCUGAUGGUGGAGACUAUUAGAGUACAAACAGAGGACGACAGGCCUGAAUGGAAAGCAGCCAGAGAGGCCUUUAAGAAUGAGCUAGGUGUGUGUGAAUAUUACUGAGCAUCUUUACAACCAUCAAAUCAAUCUAACUAGAAUUAUAAAUAAUAACAGUGGAAAGUAGGGUAUGUAAUAACAGCUGCUUCCAUAUGUUCUGUGAUGUGACCUUUAACCCUUUAGGUUCACCUUUGUACAAUGGGGAGCCUUUUGCUCUACUCCUCUUCACCAUGGUGACCAAAUUCUGCAGCAUGAACGCCCCACACUUCCCCAUGAAGAAAGUGCUGCUGCUGCUUUGGAAAACCAUACUAGUGAGUACAACAGAAACAUUCAGCGUUUACAUACAUUUCUUUUUGAUUCUGUGCUGUGUGUGUUUUCGUUGGUAACAUCCUGAUUACUUUUUACUUAAAGGGUAACAAAAAAUGUAUAUAUUUCUACAAAAAAAAAUCGCACAUAUUUCCACCAAAGUCAGGCAGAUUUGGUACUCUAUAUAUGAGACAUAAUGGUCAUUAUACCAGAAAUACUGUAUAUCCAUAUAGUGCUUAUAGGAGACUGUAACAUGCUCUGUUUUAACUUCAUGUCAAUCUUCUUGAGUUUGUCUGCUCCUCUGACCCUUCUCAUGUUGCAAGUCUGCAACAGUGCUGUAAUGCAGCCCCGUCAUGCCUGUGUGCUGUCUUAUCGAUUCACCCACAGUGUGACUUUGGUGCCCCAGUGCAUGAUACAUGAUCACGUUUGCAUCAUGGCGUUGCAGAAGCAUGAGAGGUAGAAUCAGGGCAGAUCAGCAUACGCACAGACACUCAGGCGUGCAGACACAGACAGAGCGCUGGUGUUCUUUGCCUGCUCCGCUGGCUCACAGUGAACCUGUUCACCUUUGAAAUGCAUCUGUCUCUACUCGCGAUGCCAAAACACAGUAGAGGGACAACUUGGUCCUAUCAUUGUGCUUCAGAGACAUUCAUACUGAAGGUGAGGGGAGGGGUGUACAUACCGCGCCUUAAACUGGCAGUAUGAACAGAGCUUCUGGUGUCAAGCUUGUUGUUCUGUGAACCUCUCCUGUUUCUCCUCAGUAUUGCUUUUUUUGUCUCAAUAUGUGGCCGGUGUAUGUGGGAACUUUGACUUAUUUUUGCUAACAGGCUGAUGUUAGAUUUACCUGACUCCAUCUGAACCGGUGGUCCUUGUUUUUAAAAUAAGAGGUCAUAGAAAGCAGUUAUUGAUAAAUCAGGAUUAAGCUAGCCAGACAGUAUGCAAUUUUUGAAUGUUUUAAGCUACAGCAAAAUUAAUAGCUGGCUGAGUAGAGUGCAUCCACCUAUAUUCUCCCAUCUCUGACUCUUCUGUGUUUAUGAGUUCCUGUGCUCCUGCGUCUGUUCCCUUCUUUUAGUUCACAUUGGGGGGCUUUGAGGAGCUACAGGAGAUGAAGGUGCGAGGCCGGGAGCGUCUGAAUCUACCCCCUCUCCCUGAAGACAGCAUCAAGGUAGUCAGGGCCAUGAGAGCUGCCUCGCCUCCGGCCUCGGCCAUGGAGCUUAUUGAACAACAGCAGCAGCAGAAGAGAGGACGCCGCAGCCGCAGGGUACCGACCUCUGACCCACAAACACACAUACAUCACAAAUUCAGAGCUUAUCUAAAUGCUACCUCCACUAAUUGAAUCACGACUUACCUUUUUUUUAGAUGAACAAAGUUGCGUUCAUGUAAAAUUCCUUCUGUAACUCACCUUCUAACUCUUUACAAGGUCAGGUUCCUCCUCAAAGUCUUUUGCCAACAUCACUGGUUCUCUGUUGUAAGUCAGUGAUCCCAGAGAUGAAUCUGGCGUUGGGUUCGGCUUUGACAGUUCAAAGCCUGUUGUUUUUACUAAAGCUGUAGAGUGGAAAGGCUUUCUCUCUAAUUGCCCUCUGGUUUCUCAUUGCCCCUCUUCCUUGUGUCCCCACAGAGUGCCUUUGUUGAUAGCUUGGAAGGAGACAGUCCCUUUCCCAAGAAGCAGGUCUUUACCCACAAAUUUCCCUCCUUUUCCUUCUGCAUUUUCUCUCUGCAUUGAGCUGGAUUUAAAGCACUCCUCUCCCACCUCUCCCCUCCAACUUUUUCUUCUCUCUUUCCCCUCUUUUAUUCUCCUGUAAGAUAACCUCAUCAAGUCAUACCAUUGGUGCACUAAAAUCAACACAGACACAUUUGAUAUCACAGAUAUUUUACCUCUGCUGCAUAGUGUAAUGUUGACAUUAUUUUGGUGAACAAAGUCAGAUUUUAGAGUAUCCUUUACAACUCGUUUAUAACUCUUGGGAAAAACGUAGGUACCUCUCUGAAGAAAUAAAACAGAAACCAUCUUAGUGGUUUUGGUGGAUUUUAGAUAGUUAAAGGAAGAUAAGUUCCACAUUUGUUUCUAAUUGUUAAUUAUCCAAUUAUACAGAAAGUGCUCAUUUAGCUUAGCUUAGCACAGAAACUGGACACAGGGGAUAACAUGCAGCUUCACUCUGUCCAAAGAAAGAAAAAAUGACCAAUAAACUUUCAAAGCUAACCAACUUAAAUGUCACAGUGAAGAUUUCAAACUCAAGAGAGUAAUGGACAGACGUGCAAGUGCUAGGUCUUGGUUCAGACUGUGACUUCCUGAGGUCUAGAGUGGUUUCGAGGCUAUUUCAUGGUAACAGUAGUCUUAAAUAUAACCUGGUGUAUAGGCAUGAGAUUGGUAUUGAUUUUUUAAUCUAAUUGUCUCAAAGGAGAUGAAAUAACUGCUUUUCCCAAAGUGUGGAACUGCUCCUUUAAUUUAACCAUUUCACCUGCAUGUUUCCUUUCAUUUACCAGCAGUUUAUUUAUUUUGCCUUCCUCCGAUUUCUCCACCUCUCUCGACACUUCCCAAUGAUCUUUAUUUCCCUGAUGUUUUAUAUUCUUUUUCUUUUCUCUUAUUGCUUCUGUUCUCUUCAUUCCCUCUGUCUCUCUCUCUCUUUUUCCCAUCCUUUUUAAUAGUUUCUCUCCUGUCUCCCACCUCAUCAUCCAGCGACACCUCAUACUGCCCUCUCUGCCCUCCUCUUUCCCUCCUAUUACUUUCUUCUCUCUUUCUCCUCCUCUUCCUCUUUCCACUGUUCAGUACGGGGGGGCGGGGCUUGAGAGACAGGGCUGACUUGCUGGCUGUUAUCAUUGGCACCGGAGCGGUCACUGUGUACAGUCCCAUAAUGACGGUCACUUCAGGCAUCGACUGUAGUAGCAUCCCCUUGUAGUUUCAUCACAUUGCUGCUAGAGCUGGCCUCAAAAUCACCCUGCACUGUAGACUCUGGACUAGGGGUCAAUAACCUUAAAAUGCAUUCAUUGAGGAGGUGAAUUGAGAUCUUAAUGGACAUAUUUUCUCUUUCGUAGGGUUCAGGUUUCAGUUGAUCUCUCUCUUAAAUGGAUGUCAUUGAAAGCAGUUGUCCCCUAACCCUGAUAGAAAAACACUAGCUUUACCUCCCACACAGCGGCGAAUGGCUUCUCCAUAGAGAAUGGCUCUCAGCACAGUUUCACCUCUUCUACCCCUCUCCCUUCCUCCCUACCCUCCUCCUUAUUUCCCACCAUACACUCACUGUACUCCUCACUUAGUCCAGCAUUAGAACUAGUCUUGGCGCACCAUACAUUGACUGCACUAGCUCCACUAAUGUUGACUCAUGCCUGAUGCUUGCACUACUGCCACAGUCAUUCAUCAGAGAAGCUGUUUGAACUGAGAUCCUGUGCUUGUUGAUGUGGGAAUGUGUGUUCUGCACUUGAAUUGAAUAGCAUUUUCCAAAUGAUGGUAAAAGAAAAGUGUUACUGGACUUUGUUUGCAAAUGUUGUUGUCUUCCUAAGUGCAGAUGUGUGGUAAGUUCAAUCAGUGAUUCUGCUUGUGGGUGUCAUGGAAAGCUGUCUCUUUUCUGCCUUUUGGAGUAAAUGUCAUGUCAGUGUGGUGGCUCUUACAGGGUUUGCUCAUGUGUUGUUUGAGAAUGUGGCUGAACUUUUAUAAACUUUUAUUUUAAAAAAAGUGUUAGAAGGAGGGAGAUAUGGAGUCUGAUUUUAUGCUAACCCUACGGCUAGAGCUGAGUCAGUGUAUGUUAGCUUAAAAUGAAAACAGAAAAACCAACAGGCUGGUGUAGGAGUUAGUUAAAACAACAAGCUGCCUUUCAUAUUCGGUUAUUUUCUUAGGAUUAAAAUUGUUUCGAAACGUGUUUUUAGGGUAGCUUUAGAUAUUCAGUCAGAUAGUUUCUCUAUAUCUUUGACAAAACCAGGAUUUGAGCUUUUUAUCCUGUUUUGAUGUAACUCAAACUCCACCAUGGAUGCAGGCUCAUAAAGUUGUCAUAUAGGAGAAGGAUUUCAACUUAAACAUCCAACUCCUCACAAAAAACAUUGGUAAAGUGAAUCUGUUUAUGCUUUAUUCUUUACCCUCAACAGAAAUUUAUUCGUAGUCAGCUAACAGCGUGUUUUCAAUGAGGGAACUAUCCCUUAUAUCAAAAUUAACUCUUGCCGUAGCUUUCUGACCAGAUACUUCAUCUCUCAGCAGCACAUUCACUACUGCACUAUUUAUGCAUUGGCACAGAAAUAAAGAAAUAUCUGAUUGUGAAUUUUUUUAAAGUUCUGUGAAACUUUUUGACAGUGUUCUUGAUAAAAGCUGAGACAUCACUGUUGAUCCAAAAAUGCCUGCUGAGGUAGAGGUGUUCGUUAUACGAGUGAUAUUUAUGCAGUGGGGUUGAGUCAUUUAUGAUUAUUUACAGCUGGAUUUUCCUUCAUUUCCAAACCAGAACAGGCUCACCUCCCUCCUGUGUGUAUUUAGAGGUAAUGUACCUCCUGACUAACCUAACAUUUGACCACCCGUCCCCUCCCUCUCUCUCUCUCAGCCUCUGGUGAAGCAGGACAGCCUGGACACUUACAAUGAGCGCGACCCUUUCAAAAACGAUGACGCCCGGGAUGAAGAGGAGGACCCUGAAGACACUGACAGCGGCAUUGAAGGGGAGGUAGACCCCUUAGACCGGGAUGUCAUCAUCCAACCUCCGCCUCCUCCGCCUCCCCUCAGACCCCCCACAGAGAGGGUUAACUUCCCCAAGGGCCUCCCAUGGGCCCCUAAAGUCAGGUUAAUUGCAGUUUUUAUUAUUGUGCUCCAUUUAUUAACCAUGUAAACACCUCUAAAAUGAUAAAAACAAAUAUGAGUGUCAAUAUUUAAAAGUUGAAGUUAUAACUGUGCCAAAAAUGGAAGAAAAGAUACCUUAAACUGACAGGACUCGUGGUACCUGCUCAGGCCUAAAUGUCAGGAAAAUACACUAAAGCACAGAAAAUGCUCAAAAUCAACAUUCAAAACAGCUCAGACCUUUCUAUAAAAUAAACAACAACUCUCAUCACUUAAGCUGAUACAAAAAUAUGUCUGCUGAAUUUUACAUGAGCUCAAACCUCCAAUGAUUGUUGGCCACCUGCCAUUUUGACCACUAAAGUGGAGAAAACUUCCCACCCACAGCCUGGACUUCAUACCAUUUGGCAGGCAGCUGGUGUCAGUUUUCCGCCCGGAUCCUGUGCCACCGCUUGCAAACUUGGGACAAAAUUAGAAAACUCGUGCUCAGUUUUCCCUCCUUACUGUUAUCUCACAAUGAGCUCUCCAUCUGUGUAUCCCAGAAAGUAGCAUGUGUGUCCACCCAGGGUGCUGCUGUCUCUGCUUUAGAGCCAUGAAUAAUGCAUCGGAGAGAGCACAUAAACACUUCAUAGCAGUGGAUUUAUCAUGCAGAAAACCCGCUGUUCCUCCAGCCAAACCAUCAUUAAGUGAGUUUGAAUCAGGGCGCUGUAACACACCAGGCUGAUAAAGUGUCAAUCAGGAGGAGGCUGUGAACCCUUCAUUCAGUGUGACUGAUGAGAUUUAAGAAGGCUGAUGCAGUGUUUUCUGCUCCUGCGCUUGUUUGUGUGGGUGUGCACUCACAUGCAGGGGCCUCCUUUGGAAAUGACUGUUUAAUAGCUUGUUGAUGAGCAGAGUUGUUGCAGCAGGCGUCCUCCAAUGAAUCACAUAUCCGACUGUUGUCUGUCUGUGUGUGCACAGGGAGAAAGAUAUCGAGCACUUCCUGGAUACAAGUAGGAACAAAUUCAUCGGCUUUACCUUGGGAAAGUAAGUGUUUUAUGUGAGACCAUAAAAUAUCCUUCCAGCAUUUUCUUCUCUCUGUGCGGUCUGACUGUUCAUUGUUUUAUAGUGAUAUCGACACCCUUGUGGGCUUGCCAAGACCCAUCCAUGAGAGCGUUAAGACUCUUAAACAGGUGAGUGGGGACACCUCCUUCACUGAAGAACUCUCAGUCAGACCAUUGAGAUGCUCACGCUGUAAAAUCAGACAGAAAAACAGAGGGAGCAAGAAACGAGUCAAAAGAAGACCAAAGUUUGAUCUUUGGUUGAUUAGUUAUAAGUAUGUCUCACUUUGAAGAUGAGGAAAUCAAGGAGGAACAGUUUAAUUGGCAUAACAACCCACUCAAUCCCUCAUAUAACCUUUAGAGGGUGAGAAGAGAGUUGAAGCUUGUAGAGGCUUUGCUAGUCUGAGUGCUUAUUUCCUCUUAUUUCCUUUAGAUGUAGCUUUUUUGGUAACACUUUAUUUGACGCCUAUCUCUGUAACGCAUUAUAGAUACACGUAUAAUGUGUAAUAAUCAUGUUAUAGCACUGUAUAACUAUAGUUAAACACUCAUAAAUGAUCAUAAUGCUUUAUUGCAAGAAUCAUCACACAUUACAAAGCAUUUUGUCAUGACUUAAAGGUCAGGUAUUAUAAUGUGUUAUAACUGUUAACAAGUCAUUGACAAUACCCACAUAGAUGAUGCAAUGCAACUGGUGUUAACAGUUAUAACACAUUAUAAUACCUGACCUUGUAAGACAUAAUAAAAUGCUUUUUAAUGUGUUAUGAUUAUUGCUAUAAAGCAUUAUGAUCAUUUAUGAGUGUCUGUAACUAUAGUUAUACAGUGCUAUGACGUGAUUAUAAUGCAUUAUACAUAUAUUUAUAAUGUGUGAUAGAGAUAUGAGAUUUUUAUAUGAAGAAAGCAUAAUUUAAACACCUUGUGCUGACAUUUUUAUUAAGUUCCAUUGGAGUCAUAUUUGAAGUAGGUGUUAAAUAAAAUGAAGUAGCCUGUGGUGAGGCUGUUUUGAGCUAUGCCAGGAAGAUCUUAAUGCCUUCUUUACUUAGACCAUCAUAGAUAUAUCUGAGAUGGACUGAUCUGAAUGCUGCACUGUUGCAAAACUCCCAGUUUAUUAGAUGUCUAAAUUUACAUAGAAGGCCAGAAAACAUAUUCAUCAUCCUCUAGGCUUUUCAUGUUCCCUCCAGCCACAUGGCGUGGCAUCAGUUUAUUUAAAAUUCUGUUCAGAGGUGGUGACUCAGCGAAUCAGGUUUUCUCCAACGGUGGUCUCUCCAGGUUCCAGUGUUUGUUUAGGACAAGUUAGUUUCCAAUGCAUUCAGCCACCUUACUUCCCUUAUUUCAACAGUCUGUGCUCCUCAGUGUCCUCCUUCUUUCUCUCCUUAUUUUGAGUUCAUUAAGUCUGGAGUGUUUUCUAAUCAAUACUCUCAUUCCUGAACCCCCUGACUCUGACUUUCCACUUAAAAAUAUAUUCAUCCAAUUUGAGCAACCAGUGAAGUGGAGUUACAUUGAAGGAAAGUCCUGCUGGGUGACAGAGUUACAAAUUCACACUUCUUCUAACACCUUCCUUAUAUAUAAAUAACGUGUCAUUCUCUUCUUUCCCCAGCACAAAUACGUUUCCAUUGCUGAGUUGCAGAUCAAAAGGGAGGAUGAGCUGCAGCAGUGUCCGCUUACUUUGGUCAGUAAUGUCAACACAACUUUUAAAAACCCAAAUAGGACACCAGAGUGUACGAAAGAGGAUUAGGGCCACAAGAAGAGAAAAAAAUAAUUACAGGAGGAAGUUUUUUUUAAUUACAUUUCAAGAUUGAAGUCAAAAUUUAAAAAAGGCGAAUUAAAAAAAAAUUAAAAUUUCAAGAUUAAAAUUUAUUACUUUGAUCUCAACAUUUUAUUUUUUUAGCUUGAAAUUCUGACAUUAUUCAUAACAUUUUGAAAUCUCAAAAUUUAACUUUAAUCUCCUUCCUGUAAUAUUUUUUUUCUCUUCAUGUGGCCCUAAUUCUCUUUCGUAAGAAUGUGACACAGAUUUAUUAAGUGAAGAUUAGUUUUGAUUUGUACUAAACAAGGUUCUUUCUUUCUGUAAUAUUAAAAUUGAAUUCAUCCACUAUACGUAAUGUGAGCCUCCCUCUCUCUGUUUUUCAUGUCAUGUAGGGAGAAGAGGAGGUGGAGGAGACACCAACAGAGAUGCUGUACUUGGGCAUGCUUCCAAAUCUCUCCCAGUAUGUGGUGAGUAGCUCGUAACAUGUUCCUGACUGGCUUUGUCACCUCUUUAAUUUUUACCUUGAUUCACACUACCCUAAAAACUCACCAUAGAUUCACUUUGCUUUAUAGAACUGAGGGAAAAAAAAGACUUGAGUUUUUCCCAAUUUGUCCCUGCAUGACCAAAUCACAUAUCGUCAUGAAAUAGAUCCCAUGCUGGGCUUGUGUGUCAUAUUUUGCACUAUUUCCUGUGUCAGAUUGCUCUCCUGAAGCUGCUUCUGGCUGCAGCUCCAACCUCCAAAGCCAAAACUGACUCCAUUAACAUCUUAGCUGACGUGCUGCCUGAGGAGAUGCCGUAAGUACUGAGGAUCAGUGCUGCAGGAUGAAUAUUAAGUAUCUUCUUCUCAUUGAGAGGUUUUUAUGCAGAUGGGUUCAGAUCCAGCAGUUGAAAAUACUAUUGAAUAUUCCUGUGGAUUUCACUACAGUCAACAUCUGAUUUUAUUAAGCUGUUAUUCACCAAAACCAAGAUGCAAGAUUCCCGCCCUGCUUUUACAUAAGCAGUCCAGUUUACAGAUUACAAGACCCAUUCAUGUGUGUGUUUUUUCUUAUUUUAAAUCUGAAACUCUAUUCCGCCUGUCAUUUCUGAGCUUAUAAAAUAACACGAGUGUGAAAAAUACACUGUUCUUUUCAGUCUUUAGUAUGGCCUAGUUUUUGACUGUCUGACACAUCACAGAGCUAAAAGACACUUUCCCUGUGGAGAGAAGAGCAAAAACCAUCCAACUGAAAACAUUCAUAACCCUGUCUGACAUUUCUGUUCCUUCAAUCUGUGUUUUUUUUUCAGCUUUUUGAUGCUGCACACUUUUAUUAGGCUUGGCUGAAAAAAAAAAUGAAAGCGUCAUCAGAGAGUAACACCAAUAUUUGAUUUAGAGAGGGAGUGAACAGUGUUUCUUUUCUUUUACUGAGACAAAGCUGUAUUUAUGUUAGAGAUUCAAGACCUUGCAGUGUGUGUGUAUGAGUGUGUGUGUGUGUUCACGGCUGUGUUUGUCUUCCAGUAUCACCGUCCUUCAGAGCAUGAAGCUGGGGAUUGACGUGAACCGUCACAAGGAAAUCAUCGUCAAGGCCAUCUCUGCUCUGCUGCUGCUUCUCCUCAAACACCUUAAACUCAACCACAUUUACCAGGUUACACACUCUUAUUCUUGCGCACACACACACACACACUCCUGUCUCUUCUGUAACCUCCUCAAAUCAACAUCUCCCUUUCUCUUUCUCUUACACUAUUCUUCUCUUUUUCUAUCUUCCCGCCCCCCUCUCUCAAACUCACUCUUAACAGUGCACCUCCCCCCAUUUCUACCUCUAUAACCCUCCACCUGAUUAGCCGGUCAACCAUUUCAUUUCUGUUUCCCCCACCCCCACUGUUGAACCUUCAUCACCCCCCACUCACACACACACCUUACAACCUUCUAUUACACUCAUGGAUAUGUAUUUAUCAUGGUGUGCACAGAAAUCAGGUUGAGAGACAGCAUGUGAACCAAAAAAGCCAUUUUUUGUACUACUUAAUAAUCUAUUGUGCUUCAGUUCAGGAAGGGACAUUCCUUCACUCGUAUUAUUGACAGUAUUGUAAGUCAUAGUGGUAGCGCCCUCUGCUGCGACAAGAGAAGAUUACAUUUGGCAGCAUUAGGUUGCCAAAUCUCAACUCCCAAACCACACUUUCAUAAGGAACCAUCCUUUAUUAAAAAUCAAUAAACCCUGACAAUAAGGGCAGAGUUUUAAACAAACCGCUGUCAGUGAAACACAAAAAUAUGAUCAAAUGAUGGAUUCAGCAGCAGAGUUAUUCUGUUUUAAUCUUGGGAAAGCUUCUUGGAUGAGUCCAAGGAUUUGUUUAGAAUUGGACCUAAUUCUUGACCUUUUCCUUAAAUAGAAAAAUUAAUCAAUGAUGCUGGAUUAUCAACCUCAGGAUUAUAUUCCCUUCCUCUGUUAGUUUCCCGUUGUGGAUUUUCCUCUCUUGCAUUUGUCAUGUCAGCAUCCUCAUCUAUCAGCCUUCAUCUGUUCGCCUCUCUGUCUCUUUAAGUGUUGUAACUGGUUUCUUUGUUGUUAUAUUUACUCUUCUCCAGACUGUCAGGCGUUUUAACUUUCCUUACUGCUGCCUCCUCUUUUUCCUGCAGUUUGAGAUCGUCUCCCAGCACCUAGUGUUUGCCAACUGUAUCCCACUCAUCCUUAAGUUCUUCAAUCAGAACAUCAUGUCUUAUAUCAGUGCCAAAAACAGGUAGGAUCUUCUCCUUUUACUAAACACUCCCUCACCCACACACUCAACGCUCACAAUGUUUUUGUUCUCUGACCAAAAACAAGCACGAUUUGAUGUUAACAUACAAGAUCUGUAACAUUGUGUUUCCAGUUUUGAUAUUUGGUCCUACUGUAUCCCCACGUAUUAAGUGCAUGGCUGUAUUACUACAUACAGUAGGAUUCUGGGAGGUUGAACAGAUGGCGUCACAGCAGCAAUGCAGUGACAGGAGGUUCAGGUGUGAAGGCAAUGAGGUGAUCUGGGGUGAAAGGACCCUGCCAGUCUGUUGUAGUUCAGGUGCUGACUGCAGUGCUGUAGUAAUGUAGACUAAACUGUUUACACUGUGACUAAAAAUCUGUCUGUGUGUGUUUUCACUGCAGCAUAUGCGUGCUGGACUUUCCCCACUGUGUGGUCCAUGAGAUGCCUGAGCUCACCGCAGAGAGCCUGGUGAGUGAAACACUGUCAACCUGACAACUGAUGAUCCUCACUGGAGGAAACCCAGCAUCUAACUGAAGUAGUUCAUGCUGUGAUAAGAACCUCAGUGUGUACGUAUGUCUUGUUUUGCAGGAAGCAGGAGACAGUAAUCAGUUCUGCUGGAGAAACCUGUUUUCUUGUAUCAAUUUACUGAGAAUAUUGAACAAACUCACCAAGUGGAAACACUCCCGGACAAUGGUGAGUGAAAGUCCCUGUAUAACUUUGAGUCUGAGUGUUUUUUUCUAUUUGCUUCAUCUAUCUGCAUCAGUUUUUGGAGGCAACUGGGGACAGAUACAUUUCCCUGUUAUGGACUGGAAUAUUUCCCUUAGCAGUGAUCAGCUACUCUGUGUAAAAUUUGACUAAAACCUAACACAAAAGUUAAAGAAGAGCAGAUCCCACUGUCUACUGUGGUCUUUUAAGAGAUAAGAUAUUCCUUUAUUUGUCCCACAAGGGGAAAUUCCGAUUUUAUAGUGAGUUAGAUUCAGGGUAGAUGCUUUUAAAGGUUGAAACUACUGAAAAAACUAUCUUGACACUCCCUCUGCAGAUGUUGGUGGUGUUCAAGUCCGCCCCCAUCCUAAAGAGAGCUCUGAAGGUGAAGCAGGCCAUGAUGCAGCUCUACGUUCUGAAGCUGCUAAAGAUCCAAACUAAGUACCUGGGCCGCCAGUGGAGGAAGAGCAACAUGAAGACCAUGUCAGCCAUCUACCAGAAAGUCCGCCACAGGCUCAACGAUGACUGGGCCUACGGAAACGGUAAACAGACACAAAGAAAAAGAUUUAUGAAGGUUCAAAUUGUUCACUUGGAGCUCGUCUCAGCGAACAUCACAUCACCUUGUACCUCUAUACCUCUAAACCUUUCAGAGCUUCUUUAUAUCAACAGAAAUGUUAAUGUAAGCACAGUGUGAUAAAAAAGUAACAAAUACAUAGUUAAAAUCCAUUUGAUUCUAUGAACCAAAUAGCUCUGUUAGACUGAGGAAAACCCCUUAGCUCACGGCUUGGUGGGUGUAUAAUAGGGCUGUCAAAAUUGCUCCAAAAUGGCGUUUGAAUAUUCGCUCUAAAAAUAACACAUAGGUUCGAACAUAUUCAAAUAUCUAUCAUUUACUUCCCCUCAUAUCUAUCAUUUUUUCCAUCUACCGUGUCUGCCCAAAAUCCGAACAAUUCCCAAACUGAGCUUCUUAAGUUCGUUGGAGUCCAGACCACUCUCUCUGAGUUUGGCUCAGAACAAAUACAUAGUUAAAAAUCCAUUUGAUUCUAUGAACCAAAUAGCUCUGUUGUUUUCCCUCUCCGUUUUUUCCCGCUGUUAAUUUAAUAUUCGAAUAUUAAUUUCACAUGUGCUGUAUAAUGAAGAAGAGCUAAUAUUAAUGUUAAUAAGCAACAAAUGAAUAGCUCAGAUGUGUUCUCUUAUCUAAAGUGUUGCCAACAGCAGCAGCUUCAUAGUUUUUUCAGUAUUUGAUGUGAAGAUCCUCCAGCCUCCUAACACCAAAGAAGGUCCAGCAAAUCAAACAGUAGAGACUCAAGAAUGAUCAAGGAACUUCAUAAAUAUUUCCAAAAAGAAAAUUUCAAAUAAAUAAGAGGUUUAAGUUCAAAAUAAAUCUCCCAAUUACUAUAAAAAGUAAAAAUAAUAAGGACACCACACAAAAGGAGAACAGCAAAACAAACGUGUUUUUUUUUUUCUGCAUUAGUCUGAACAUUUAAACUGACAUGGUUUACAACCAGCUGUUUUCUUUCUUACACUCUUUUCAGAAAAGACCUUAUGAUAACAGAAUAAUCCCCUGUGUAACAAACCUACCGUAUGCUUCAUGGGUGCCAGAAAGAGGGUGGAGUUAUAAACUAUUGACAUGUGCCACUCUAAAAUAAACUGCAGCACCUUCAUUUGGCUUUUUGGCUCUCAGAGCACACUGGUCCCUUAGUCAUAAUGUCUUGGAUCCACAAUUCUCGCUCCUGUUUGUCUUCCACAUCCUCCAAAAAAACAGUCAUGGAGACAGUUAGCAGCAUCAGUCCUCGUGUGGCCUCACACAGAGCUUAUUAAUAGAACAGAGACUGCAGUAUGAAAAGCGUGUUUCCCUGAGGCUCUGCUGGUGUGACAUUUUAGAUGAACCAGUUGUUAUUGUUACUCUUUCAUUAAAUUAUAUGGCCUCAUGCGUGUGUCUGUGUAUCAGUCUGUAUUAUGACCGUACAGUGUGAAAUACUGUCCUCCAACAGCCAAUUGUGAACGGUGGAGUGUGUUGCCAUAGCAACAGCAAAAGGAGGGACUGUUCAGGGUCAUGGUCCCUUGUGGGAGAGCAAGUGAUCUGUCACCAUGAGUGUUAAGAGAGAAAAGAGGAUUGUGAGGGAGAAUAAAAAGGAGGAAUGGUGGAAGAUGUAGAAAAUAUUAAAGUGCGUUCACAUUUUUAAAUUUAUUUAGACACUUUAAUAUCUUCUCUUUUUGAAUCUCCAGACAUCGAUGCUCGACCCUGGGACUUCCAGGCAGAAGAGUGCGCCCUACGAGAGAGCAUCGAGAAGUUCAACAGCCGCCGUUACGACAAGAACCGAAAUGGAGAGUUUACACCUGUUGACAACUGCCUGCAGAGUGUGCUGGGUCAGCGUGUGGACCUGCCAGAGGACUUCCACUACAGCUAUGAGAUGUGGCUGGAGAGAGAGGUGUUCUCUCAGCCCAUCCAGUGGGAGGGGCUGCUGCAGAAUCCCUGA
Xyrichtys novacula (pearly razorfish) is the source of this 30016-nucleotide messenger RNA. The record is from the annotation of a GenBank genome assembly. NCBI's taxonomy places the organism in Eukaryota, Metazoa, Chordata, Actinopteri, Labriformes, Labridae.